Messenger RNA from Prosopis cineraria, 1348 nucleotides. Its product is annotated as ubiquitin-conjugating enzyme E2 22-like. Bases 357 to 1163 code for a protein of 268 amino acids. The transcript is spliced from 7 exons. The record is from RefSeq and is a predicted model, not a curated record. NCBI's taxonomy places the organism in Eukaryota, Viridiplantae, Streptophyta, Magnoliopsida, Fabales, Fabaceae.
AUGAUUCAAGGGGGGUCCGGAUCGUUUUCUCACAUUCUUCUGCGUUUAUCAAUCUCUCUCACCUUCCUUUCCCCUGGCCCCUUCCCCAUCUCUCUGGCUUCAAUUUCGCAGCCGAAAGCAUCUGAUAAGGAGAAUUUCCAUCUAGGUUUUCUGGUGAUGUAUUCUCGUCAUCUUGUGUGGAACUGUGCGAGCAAAUUGUUCUGUUUCUGAGUUCAUUGGAGGUCCGUUUACCGCUCAGAUUUUUCCUUCACCUUGGGCUGAAAAUUUGAUACUCCAGUGCAUUGUUUAGUAAAGGGCUCUUCCCUUGUUAAUUGGCAGCUGAAUAAAAGAUCUACUUCAAUUUCAUUUGUGCAGAUAUGGCAACUAAUGAAAAUCUUCCACCAAAUGUAAUAAAGCAACUGGCCAAGGAAUUGAAAAAUCUUGAUGAUUCCCCUCCUGAGGGCAUUAAAGUUGUUGUAAAUGAUGAUGACUUUUCAACAAUAUAUGCUGACAUUGAUGGCCCAGCUGGGACUCCUUAUGAAAAUGGAGUUUUCCGUAUGAAGUUGUUACUAUCUCAUGACUUUCCACACUCUCCACCUAAAGGUUAUUUCUUGACUAAGAUUUUCCAUCCUAACAUUGCAACCAAUGGAGAGAUUUGUGUCAACACAUUGAAAAAGGAUUGGAAUCCUACCCUUGGUUUACGACAUGUUCUCAUUGUAGUCAGGUGUCUCUUGAUUGAACCAUUUCCAGAGUCAGCUCUAAAUGAGCAAGCUGGCAAAAUGCUGCUCGAAAAUUAUGAGGAGUAUGCUAGACAUGCCAGGCUUUACACGGGAAUCCAUGCAAAACCGAAGCCGAAAUUUAAAACUGGAGCUAUAUCUGAGUCGACGACUGCAUUGAAUGUUGAUCAGACCAAUACCUCAGUUCUUAAUAGUGAAGUGAAAAAUGUCGAAUCGGGUGCUGCAAUGCCAUUGCAGCCACCAUUGGGGCAGUCAGCCGCCAUAGUAAGAGGAAACAAUCUAGAACAGGCAGCUACUGCAAAAGCAGAUACGCUUUUUAAUGGAUCUAGUGCUGCAACAGUAGCUCCGGCUGCACUAAUAACACAAAAGAAGGAAACCGGAGCAGCAAAAGUUCAGGCAGACAAGAAGAAGAUGGAUGCCAGAAAGAAAAGUUUGAAAAGAUUGUAAUGAAGUCGUUCAAUAAUUGAUCUUUUUAUUUGUUGCUAGUUGAUAGAAAGGGAGGAGGGGAAAAUGUGUGGCUGCCUAGGGAAAAUGUACGUUGAUGAUUACUCCCUAUGAGAUGAUGAAAUUGGACUGGUUUUGUGCCUUGGUUUUAAGUAUCAAGCACGUGACUGAGUGAAUAUUUUUGCUUU